AUCUGCUGAUCUUUUUCUAGCUUUUGAGAUGGAAACUUAGAUCAUUGGUUUUCGACCUUUCUGAUUUUUAAGAAACAGAUUUAAUGUAUAAGUUGUUUUCUAGGCACUGCUUUAAUGGUCACGUAUGAGGUAAUGAAUCCAGAUGCAUAUCAAGUAGUGAAAGAUACAUGGAUAGUGGAGAUGCAGGAUGGGCCGCGUGAGUCUCUGAGUCACCGGAGGGAAGCCUUGCAGCAGAGCUGCCUCACCUGCACUGGCUUGUGAUAGAAGCAACAUAAGAAACAACUCUGAUGUGUUAAACUGCUGAGUUUUAUUUGUUUAUUUUGUAUAUGUUUGCUGUCACCUAGCCUGUCUUGGCUAACGCAAGAGGACUUGUCUUACCUCAGCUCCUGUAUUGUUUCACACUGCAGUUUGCCAUGAUCUCUUUGAUUCUCCUAAAUAUCAGCAUCAUGAGAUCUGUGUUAUAAGAGAUUUUUACUGAAGAUGUGUGUGGGGGGCAGGUUAUGGAGGGGUGUUACAGUACAACACGCAAUAGGAAACAACUUGAAAUCUGAUAUGCUUUCCCUUGAGUCUCAUAGGGAAUUUUUCAUUGUCUUUGCGAUUUGGUCCUGUCCUAUUGCCAAGUGUUUGGGUUCCCUUCUCUAUUAAGACUCUUCCCUCACAGGUCACAUUCUCUCUCCUUUCCAUCCCUCCUGUCCCAGAGCACCCAAAAUGCUCUGGCUUUGACAUAGAGCUUACCCUUACCUUGGAUAAAAUCACAUUCCUAGUCGUGGUGUCUUUUCUACUGACGGCAGCAGUCCCAGGGGUCUGGGGUGGAAAAGGGGUGGUGGGCAGCCUGUUGGAGAAUUAGGGCAUGCCCUCCAACCUGAGAGGUUUUAUUUUCCCCAGAACCUAAAAGAUACUAACGUUUUUUUCUACCACUUUUUUUACAGCCAAUUUUUAUUUUACUUUAUUUCAUUUGUAUUAUUUUUCACAUAGUUGAAAUCCUGCUCUGUAUCCUACUUUUAUAACAUAAUGUUCUAUCAUGAUCAUUUACUAUGUGAUCUUGGUAAAUGUGCUAUUGCAUUUAUUUAUUUUUUCUUGUUAAAAACACAAUUAUCGAUCCUAAAGGGUAUGAGAAGGGCAUACAACUCCCCUCCCUGAAACCUCGCCCUCUGGACGGAGACCAUCUGAUAAACUGGGCUGCUCGCUUUUAGCUGCUGACACCUGGACAGAAGGAGGAACACUCAGAAAGUCUGCGCAGUGACUGCUUGGACAGAGCUGUCCCUCAACUGCUGUGACAGAGCCAUGGCCCUACUGGGACAGCCUGGUGUCCUGAGAAUCACAACUGCCAGCUUCAGAUGCGUCUGGAGGCCAUCCUGUUGAUGGCGCUGGGGAGGCCCCGAGACUCUGGCACUCAGCAAGCACUUCUGAAGAUGAAGGACGGAGACAGAGGUUUAAACGGUGGACUACUGCAGGGAAGGUGUAUGAGGAAACCACGAAAGGGCCUUUGCAUGUGCUGUUCUCAACAUCUGCCAAUGUCGACUCUAGCACCUUCUCCCUGUUCAUACCUGGAAGGAGCCGAGAUGCCGCGCCAGUUCCCCAAGCUGAACAUCUCUGAGGUGGAUGAGCAAGUCCGGCUCCUGGCCGAGAAGGUGUUUGCUAAAGUGCUCCGAGAAGAGGACAGCAAAGAUGCCCUGUCCCUCUUCACCGUCCCCGAGGACUGCCCCAUCGGCCAGAAGGAGGCUAAGGAGAGAGAGCUGCAGAAGGAGCUGGCGGAGCAGGAGUCUGUGGAGAGCGUGAAAAGAAAGAAAAGUUUCAAGAUGAUUCGGUCCCAGUCCCUGUCUCUGCAAAUGCCAACGCAGCAAGAUUGGAAGGGCCCCCCGACAGCCACUCCGGUCAUGUCUCCCUCAACCCCUGUGCUCCCUGGAGCACCUUCCCAGGCCAUGCCAGCGCCCUAUGCCAUGCCCGAGUACCAGCGGGUAACCAUCAGCGGAGAUUACUGUGCCGGGAUCACUGUGGAGGACUAUGAGCAGGCAGCCAAGAGCCUGGCCAAGGCCCUGAUGAUCCGGGAGAAGUACACCCGACUCGCCUAUCACCGCUUCCCAAGGACCACAGCCAAGUACCUGGGUCAUUCACAGGCGGACACAGCACCCCCAACAGAGGCCCUCCCAGACUUCCACCCUCUCCCACUGCCCCAGGAAGACCCUUACUGUCUAGAUGAUGCUCCCCCCAACCUGGGCUACCUGGUCCGCAUGCAGGGGGGCAUCCUCUUCGUGUACGAUAACCCGGAGAUGCUGGAGCGCCAGGAGCCCCACAGCCUGCCCUACCCCGACCUGGAGACCUACACCGUGGACAUGAGCCACAUCCUGGCCCUCAUCACUGAUGGCCCCACGAAAACGUAUUGUCAUCGACGACUGAACUUUCUGGAAUCCAAGUUCGGCCUUCACGAGAUGUUAAAUGAAAUGUCCGAGUUCAAAGAGUUGAAGAGUAACCCCCACCGAGACUUCUAUAAUGUGAGAAAGGUGGACACGCACAUCCAUGCGGCUGCCUGCAUGAACCAGAAGCACUUGCUGCGCUUCAUCAAGCACACGUACCAGACGGAGCCUGACAGAAUUGUGACGGAGAAGCAGGGCCGGAAGAUCACCUUGCGGCAGGUGUUUGACAGCCUGCACAUGGACCCUUAUGACCUCACUGUGGAUUCGCUGGACGUCCACGCGGGCCGGCAGACAUUCCACCGCUUUGACAAGUUCAACUCGAAAUACAACCCUGUGGGGGCCAGUGAGCUGCGGGACCUGUAUUUGAAAACUGAGAACUACCUGGGAGGAGAGUACUUUGCUCGGAUGGUCAAGGAGGUGGCCCGGGAGCUGGAGGAGAGCAAGUACCAGUACUCAGAGCCGCGGCUCUCCAUCUACGGCCGCAGUCCUGACGAGUGGCCCAGCCUGGCCCGCUGGUUCAUCCAGCACAAGGUCUACUCACCCAACAUGCGCUGGAUCAUCCAGGUGCCCCGGAUCUAUGACAUAUUUAGGUCAAAGAAGCUGCUGCCAAACUUUGGGAAGAUGCUGGAAAACAUCUUCCUGCCCCUUUUCGAGGCUACAAUCAACCCCCAGGAUCACCGAGAGCUUCACCUCUUCCUCAAAUAUGUGACGGGGUUUGACAGCGUGGAUGAUGAGUCCAAGCACAGUGACCACAUGUUCUCAGACAAGAGCCCCAACCCGGACGUCUGGACCAGUGAGCAGAACCCGCCCUACAGCUACUACCUGUACUACAUGUACGCCAACAUUAUGGUGCUCAACAACCUCCGCAGGGAACGGGGUCUGAGCACGUUCCUGUUCCGGCCUCACUGUGGGGAAGCCGGCUCCAUCACCCACCUGGUGUCUGCUUUCCUGACUGCCGACAACAUCUCCCACGGGCUGCUCCUCAAGAAGAGUCCGGUGUUGCAGUAUCUCUACUACCUGGCCCAGAUCCCCAUUGCCAUGUCUCCGCUCAGCAACAACAGUCUGUUCCUCGAGUAUUCCAAAAACCCUCUGAGGGAAUUCCUGCACAAGGGACUGCAUGUCUCUCUCUCCACCGAUGACCCCAUGCAGUUCCACUACACGAAGGAAGCGCUUAUGGAAGAAUAUGCAAUUGCAGCCCAGGUGUGGAAGCUGAGCACGUGUGACCUGUGUGAAAUCGCCAGGAACAGCGUGCUGCAGAGCGGCCUCUCGCAUCAGGAAAAGCAGAAGUUUCUGGGACAGCAUUAUUAUAAAGAAGGACCCGAAGGAAAUGAUAUUCGAAAGACAAACGUUGCUCAGAUCCGGAUGGCAUUCCGAUACGAAACCUUAUGCAACGAGCUCAGCUUCCUGUCCGAUGCCAUGAAGUCACAAGAGAUCACAGCCCUGGCUAAGUAGGUCCAGCACUGGACAUGCAUUUUAACUUUCUGGUUUGAUUUCAAGUCUGCCGUGAUUAACAGUGGUCCAGAUAGCACGCUCGGCGUUGUCCUCCAGGGAGAGGAUGCCCCUGAGGAACUCUCAGACCCAGCGACCUUGGCUGCACCGUUCACUUGCAGACCGAACCCCACUUCUGUUAGUGUUUCUGAGUAACAGAUGGUGACUACUCCUAGAGGGCCUGGGGAGUGCACACGUGUAGAUACUCAUUCCGAAUUUUCCAAAUAUUUCUCUUGAAACCACUAGUGCUUGCAUUGUUGGGGCCAGGGUCUUCCACGGUCCAAGUGCCUACCGAUGCAGGGUCCCCGGUGGUUUUCUGCCGAAGUCCAAGUCUGCUGCAAGCCCUGCGGGUAGCUGCUAGUUGUUCAUUUCAGCCCCCCGGCUGGCUGGCUGGCUGGCUGCCUUAAACACAAUCAAUUUCAAAGGUCCCUUUCAUAAAGGAACUACUUUGAGAGGGUUAAAAUAGCUUCCUUCUUUGUGUUUUUAAUGAAAUUUUUAAACUGUUUUAUUUAGCCCGCCACCCUCCUUUCUAGUUAGGAAGCCAAAUGUGCACAUUGAAACACCCACUCCUAUUCUGUCUUUGUUUCCUUAUCCAAAAAGUGAGGGUUUGGAUCAGAUGAGAGGUUUUCAAAUGGUGUUUGGUGAACCCCUCCCCCGCCACCCAACUUCAGGGUGGGGGAGGCAAGGGGAGGGAGGCUGUGGGUGCUGCCUUUGCCUCUUCAAGGUGACUGUGCUUUCAUCAAGUUUUUCACUGGGACUUCCACAUAUUUUCAUUUGACCUGAGGACUUUGAAAAGCACCACACUAGCCAAUCUCUGUUCCUUCUGGCCCCAACAUUCUACGAUUGUAGCCCAGUUAUCACUUCACUUGUGAAGAAUUAGGGCCAGAGAAGAGAGGUUUACUUAAGCUCACCCAGCUAGUGAUAGGACUAGAGCUAGGUUUCCCUACUCCUACCCCAGUCUUUCUCCACUAUUCCACAAAACCUCAGAAAUGUAAUUUUUAUCCCUGUAGCCUGGUGCCUUUCUUUUUAGAGGCAAAAUUUCUCCCUUACGUAGUACACAGACUUUUUCAGAAGAUAUUAAGUGGCCAUAGGGGCCAGGUAGAAAGCAUAUUUUAAGACUGAUCAGAAAGUAAGCUUUACCAAUGUACUCAUCAUCUGUGUUACUAGUGCCUGGUACAUAGUAGGUGCUCAAUAAAUGCCUCAAUAAAUGUAUGUUGAAUAAAGAAAGGGACUUCCCUUUUGGCAAUAUUUUAAGGGUAUGUGCUCCUAGUACACAACGCACUGCUCAAGGACCUUCUUGGCCAUUACUGUGGGCAGAUGCAGACUGGGGGGACAUCCUUCUGAAUCGUGGGGUUGGAAGAACCCUAAUUUUGCCUGUGGAAAUGCUUAUUUAAUGUCAGAAUUUCUUGUCCUGUGACUUUAUUUUAUAAUGCUUGCUCCCCCUCCACUGGUCAACUUAGCAUAUGAACAAUAAAUGUAGUGUGUAUUUUUUUAAACUAAACAAACAUGUAUGCUAUCUUACAGCUAAUCAUGACAUGGAAUGAAAACCCAGCAUUCAUCUUAGUCAUUCAUUAUUUUUGAAAAGCCCCCAUUUGUAUACAUUUGUCCUAAUAUCACAAGCAUUGUACAGUUUUUCAUUGUUGUUUUAGCUGUAUCAAGUAUUUGUUUUUAAUUAUUAAAUAAAUAAAGUCUGUUAGGAGGCUUUAUGGCUCAAUAAUUUAAAACUACUUCAAUACUAUUUAAAGAAAAUGUUUGUUUUCUACUGUAAGAAAGGUUUGAGCAUCAUUAAAAGCUGUCAAUAACUACCAAUUGAUGUUUAAUUAAGACUCAGACAUUCACUAGAAAAACUCAAAAAUUUUAAACUCAAGCUCAUUUUACCCAGAAGGUAAACCUUUGCUAGCUUUUUCCUCCAACUUCUGCCACACAUGUUCAUUCCCUGUUCCCUGGAUAAUACUUUAAUCUGUUCAGCCAACACUUACUGCAUUUUGCCUGUCCUUUGCAAACUUUUCAGACACCUUCCUUUUUCUGUAGCACUUUGCAUUUUUAUUGACUCAUUGUACCCAGCUGGCCAUUUUGGGGGGUGAUUCCUACUUCCUUUCAUGGAAUCAAAGGUAACUGUUUCUAAAAAAAGCAGUUUUUGAGGUGUUAUCCCUCCUUCUAGAAGGCUCAACUUCACAUUGUGUGUUCCGUACUUCAAACUGCAUUGCUGACAUGAUUUGUGUUGUUGCCUUUUGUCUUGUGAAAACAAAUCAUAGCUCCUACGUUGGUAUUUACCAAGGCCUGUCCUGGGUCUUUACUUCCUCAUGUCCUGCAUUAAAGCAGAAUUGCAAACCAUCCCUCUGGGUUUUUCUUUACUUGUUCCUGAGUGCUGUGUCGGUGAAACAAUAUUCAUCUUUUCCUGGAUUUGUAGAUACAGCUGAAGGUGACAUUAGUAUGUAUAGAAUACUAAUAUACCUGAGUAUUCUAUAUCCAAACAAUGACUAUAUUAUAAAGAACAAGUGUAACUAACUU
Molecule: messenger RNA, 6413 nt
Organism: Artibeus jamaicensis (Jamaican fruit-eating bat)
Lineage: Eukaryota; Metazoa; Chordata; Mammalia; Chiroptera; Phyllostomidae
Gene: AMPD3
Product: adenosine monophosphate deaminase 3
Exons: 17
Coding region: 1338-3866 (842 amino acids)
Biological process (GO): IMP salvage; AMP metabolic process
Cellular component (GO): cytosol
Molecular function (GO): AMP deaminase activity
Source: RefSeq, a predicted model, not a curated record